Osmia bicornis bicornis is the source of this 2679-nucleotide messenger RNA. RefSeq lists its product as uncharacterized. NCBI's taxonomy places the organism in Eukaryota, Metazoa, Arthropoda, Insecta, Hymenoptera, Megachilidae. The coding region runs from base 1389 to 1823 and encodes 144 amino acids. The record is from RefSeq and is a predicted model, not a curated record. The transcript is spliced from 6 exons.
GCAGAUUGAACAUCGCGACAUCGGUUCUCGCGUUCACCCCGUGGAACACGAGGUUUCCUCUAUCAUCCCUGUUUAAGUGUCGACAAAGGGGAAGAAAACGUAUUUUCAUUUGCAAAAGAACAAGACGAGAAACAUCCGUGACGUAAAAACCGUCCAAGAUAAUGGUGUCGAUAAAGUACCAGGAAAAUCACUAGCAAAGUUGAACCAAACGGUCGGAUUCAUUAACGACACUAGAGGACAUUUGUAUUUUUUUUCUCAAGAUUUUCUGAUGUAAACCAUCGACGAUAAAAGUGUCGAUAAAGAAGUCCUGUUUUCUGAAAAACCGAAGGAAAAUCACGUUCAAUCCCGAAAGAAACUUGAACCAAUCUCGAUAUUUUAUUUACGACACGAGUGGCCACUGUUCGGCACAUUUUUUCCUCGGAUGAUAUAAGAUUCAGGGGCAAAAACACUUAUGAAGUAUCGAUAAAAGUCGGGUACUAAAAGACAGAAGAGGUAUUCGACAGAAAUCCAAUAAACUUCCGUAGCAGACUAACGUUGCUCAAAUUUUUACUCCCUUUCUUAAAUGAAGUUUCGACGAGGUUUAAAGCACACGCGACAAGGAGUGAAAAUCGAAUCCUUCUAGCUUGCAAACGAGACUGGUCGGUUUCUGUGGAAGAAAGGAAAGAAGCAAGUAAAAGGCACGAUUAAUGGAGAAUAAGAGAACAGAAGUUGGUGGCAUCUCGAAAAGAACGAAGACGUGACUCGACUGAAAGCUGCAAGAUCAACGAACUGGAUCCAGAAGCACGAAGGUGUCAUGUACCGUGUUCCUGACAUCGAGAAAUCAAUGCUAUCUUGAUCCAUCCAUCAAGAGGGAUCGAUGCGUAUGACCAAGAGAAUCGAAGCAAAGAAUUUAAACUUCGCCACGUGAUUCAGUGACUUAUCUCAACCGCGUUGUAACGUUUCGAGUUUCACGAGAACCGAUGUCUGCAAACUCUUGUUUCAAAUACUGCGAAUUUACGUACGAUUAUUGGAGAAACUACGGUCAGUGAAUUUAACAUCGGAAUAACGUACACGAUGUACGAGUCUCGGCGAGUUUGCACCGUGUAAAAUCAUAAAAUACCCAGGAAAGAAGAAAAAGAAAACCAAGACGGGUAAUUACAACCAGGAGAGACUUCAAUGUAGAAGCUUUGGUGUACAGCGUUGUUGCCUGCGGUCGUUGCCUCGACCUCGCUGUUUUAUCGAAAAACCGGGUCCAGAAAAAGCGAAGAAAAAAGGAAAACGAACGUGGAACUAGAAAACCGUGAUACAUCAAAGGAUGCUUUGACUUUUUCUCCACACUAAAUAAAGCACCACGGGUGGUAAACUGUUUUGGAGGCUAUAGCGAACAGUGGCAAUCGAUUAAAUGCAAAAUGUCGGUCGAGGUGAGAGCGGGUCGACCAACAAUGCCUACAAUUCCACAAUCUAAGAGACCAACGAUUCUAGUUUAUCCUACAGUAACUCCGGAGAGUAUCAUCAUCCCAAUAGUAUCUUGUAUUCUUGGAUUUCCAUUGUUGGCGCUGAUGGUUAUCUGUUGCCUGAGAAGAAGGGCUAAACUUGCGAGGGAACGAGCCAGGAGAAGAAACUGUGAUUUGGAUCACGGUGCUUUGAGCUUGGUUCGUUUCAGCCCUGUUCAUCGCUUAGCAUCCAAAGAGGAUUUAGCUGGAAUUGAUCGACCAACGAGAACGGUGUCCUUAAGAAGCGAUCGAGGGUCCAAAGCUUUUCCGUCAUUAGAGCUAGACACCGUGGUCGAAGAACGAUCGGAUCCUGAACAGAGCACCGCACUUGAACUCAGCAGUCCGGAUUAGCAUCCAGCUUUGGUACCGCCAAGGUACCAACUACAAUUAUUUUAACACAUUUUUUAAUCAUACAUCCAUGCGGGCUUUGAAGAAGAUACCGUCUGUGCCAGCUAGCAUUAACAUCAUAAAUGUUAAGAUUUUGAGAAUAUUUUUACAGGUCUCCUCGGCCAUCAAAACCAGCGGUGCCAUUACCCGAGGAUCAUAGCCCUUUAUGGACAGCGUUGACGCACGCUAAUACCGUAUCAUCUGCCCUUGGAGAUACCUAGCAGGAGGUGGAUGAGGGCGAUUAUAUCGAAGCUCUCGUCCUAAACUUACCAAUCAUUUAUUAAACAAUUAGAAAAAUUUAAAAAUUUGUUAUGAACCUUCAAUACCUGGGAUAUAUGUUACGUUCAGUUUGAAGAUCGUGACGAAUUCCGAACAUACAUCGCAAGUGCCGUAACGAAAAAUGACUAUAAAAUAUAUUGACAUCGUAAAUUUAAAUAAAAGUUUGCAAACGAGUUUUGCACAUGUGACAGAAAAUUAAUGUGAGUUAAACGUUAUACUGACCAAUUGUAUCACAUUUAGUAGACAUCCCGGCUUUUUACAAUGAGAUACCGAGUCGAAAAAAGUAUGCUACAGAUAUGUUAGUGUAAAUAAGGGUUUGUUAACACGACGUACAAACAGACAACAGUUUGUAAAUAAAUCAUCACAAGCACCAGAAACUUCACACUUUUAUAUAUUAUGAAAUCGAUAUACGGAUUUUUAGUGUUGAAAACUGUCAAUACGUCUGAUGUAAAUAAUAUUACUAGAUAUACGAAAUAAUUAUUUAUACAAGAGCAAUUAGAAUGUAUUCAAAUAUAUCAAAUAUAAAAUUCUUCUAAACAUA